Cladophialophora immunda is the source of this 207-nucleotide messenger RNA. RefSeq lists its product as uncharacterized. NCBI's taxonomy places the organism in Eukaryota, Fungi, Ascomycota, Eurotiomycetes, Chaetothyriales, Herpotrichiellaceae. The record is from RefSeq and is a predicted model, not a curated record. Bases 1 to 207 code for a protein of 68 amino acids. The transcript has a single exon.
AUGACCCAGUGUAUCCCCACCGCGCUCCCCUAUGACACCUUGCACUCUCCAACUGUGGUAAUCGAUGCGAUGAACCACCGGCCAGCCUUCUGCAAGCGGAAAAACAUCAAAUCCUCCAGUGAUCGGGCGAAGGAUCAAAUGGGCGCAGCCAAGAGCAUAAUUGCAGAGGCGGUCAAUUGGCCCAUUGGCACAAACUUGGAUUACUAA